Lasiodiplodia theobromae is the source of this 546-nucleotide messenger RNA. Its product is annotated as Ankyrin repeat protein. Lineage: Eukaryota; Fungi; Ascomycota; Dothideomycetes; Botryosphaeriales; Botryosphaeriaceae. The transcript has 2 exons. The coding region runs from base 1 to 546 and encodes 181 amino acids. Gene Ontology annotation, molecular function: protein binding. The record is from RefSeq and is a predicted model, not a curated record.
AUGUCUGACGACCACGGAGCGUCUCACCGCGAGCUCCUGAUGGAGGCUUGCCGGCGCAACAACACGUCGCUGCUAGAGGAGGUGUUGGCGGAGCUGUCGACGGCCGGCGGCGAGAAGGCGACGGAGCACAUAGCCAAGACGCUGAAUGACGCGCGGGACGGCAUCGGAAACGGCGUGCUGCACCUGGCGGCCAGCAACGGAGCCUACGACGUUCUAGACAUCCUGCUCGACCAGGAGGGCCUGGAGAUCGACGAGCUGGACCGCAUGGAGAAGGACACGCCGCUGCACAAGGCGGUGCGCUUCGUCAACAGCCUGGCCAAGGAAGAGUGGGAGAACGGCGCCCACAUCGUCGACAUCCUCGUCGACGCCGGCUGCGACCCGCGGAUACGCAACAAGGCCAAGCUGCGCCCCUUCGACCUCGUUGACCCCCGCAACACCGAGCUGCGCAAGAUGCUGCAGAAGGCCGAGUUCGCCAUGAUGGCCGGCGGCGACGUCGUCGAGGAGGAUGACGACGGCCCCACUGGUAGUGGAAGCGAAAGCGAUUAA